This is a messenger RNA of Notechis scutatus (mainland tiger snake), 1191 nucleotides long. NCBI's taxonomy places the organism in Eukaryota, Metazoa, Chordata, Lepidosauria, Squamata, Elapidae. The record is from RefSeq and is a predicted model, not a curated record.
AUGCAACCGGGUGGCGGCCACUGCUUAGCUCCCCAAGCAGGCGCCUUGGCCAUGGCCUCCCUCCUGCUUGGCGGCGGCGGGGCAUACCACUCCCACGCGCAUCACCGGAGCUCCGCGGAAUCCCCGCUGGCCGGGCCGCUGCACCCCGCGCCAACUGAGAGCUGCCAGAGUCCCGCCGAGCUGACCGGGAGCAGCAGCUACACUACUCUGACGCCCCUGCAGCCGCCCUUCUCCACCGUUUCGUCCAAGUUUCCUCACCAUCCCCAGUCACAGCCGCACGCGCAUCACCGGCUGGCGGGCAACUUUACUCUCUUGCCCGACAAUCCGUACCCCUCGCCGUACCCCAAGGAAGUGGCCGGCCUGGGGCAGACCCUCUCCCCGCUGGGCGGACUCCACAACCCCCAGCAAGGACUGUCGCAUUAUGCCCCCGCCGGAGUCGCCAUGCCGGCCGAGAAAAUGCUCACUCCCAGCGGCUUCGAAGCCCAGCACCCACCCCUCUUAGCCCGGCCGGGCGACCAGCAUCUCACCCCGACUACAGCCGGCCUAGUUCCGCUUGGCGGGACCCCCCACCAACCUCAUAGACACCUAAGCGCCUCCUCCAGGGAGCCUAAAUCCGCCGCUGCCUCGCAAGGGAGCGUCGGGCAUCUCUCGGGACAGCUGGAAGAGAUCAACACCAAGGACGUGGCCCAGCGGAUCACCACCGAGCUGAAGCGAUACAGCAUCCCGCAGGCCAUCUUCGCCCAGAGGGUCCUCUGCCGCUCGCAGGGAACGCUUUCCGACCUGUUGAGGAAUCCUAAGCCCUGGAGCAAGCUCAAAUCCGGGCGGGAGACCUUUCGCAGGAUGUGGAAGUGGCUGCAGGAGCCGGAAUUCCAGCGGAUGUCUGCGCUCCGAUUGGCAGCUUGCAAACGGAAGGAGCAAGACCAAGGGAAAGAUGGAGGAAAUGCACUCAAAAAAACCAGACUGGUCUUUACUGAUGUCCAGCGCCGAACUCUCUAUGCAAUAUUCAAGGAAAAUAAACGUCCUUCCAAAGAAUUACAGAUCACCAUUUCCCAUCAGUUGGGGCUGGAGCUGAGCACUGUUAGCAAUUUCUUCAUGAAUGCACGACGGAGGAGCCUGGAUAAAUGGCAAGAUGAGGGCUGUGCCGACUCAGGCAGUUCAUCGUCUUCUUCUAGCACUUGUACCAAAGCUUAA